CGCCUCCGUCCCCGCAAUGCAGGAACACAGUCGAGGCUCGCCAUGAAGAAGACGCUGCUGCUGUGCUUUAUCCACGGAUUCAAGGGCGGCGACGACACCUUUGGAAACUUUCCCUCUCACCUGAAAGCGAUCCUCCAACAUGCGCUGCCCAAGGUCGAGGUGCUGGCGAUUACAUAUCCGAAGUUUGAGACGCGGGGGGAUUUGAAGGAGUGUGUGGCCAGGUUCAAGGAAUGGCUCCAAAACAAAGUCAUAGACCUCGAAGUCGCCUCCUCGACCCCCUCCCCCACCGUCGACCCCUCGGUCCACACCAUCCUCAUCGGCCACAGCAUGGGCGGCAUCGUCGCCGCCGAGACCCUCCUCUCCAUCACGCGCGAACAACCAAUCCACUCGCCCUCCGCCUCCAUGUCCAACACUACCACCACCUCCGACUCCACCCCCUCCCUCCCCUCCGCCUCCACCCUCAUGUUCCCCUACAUCGCCGCCCUCCUCGCCUUCGACACCCCCUACCUCGGCAUCUCCCCCGGCGUCGUCGCCCACGGCGCCGAAGGCCACUGGAACACGGCCAAAACCGCCGCGUCGUGGUACAGCUCGCUCAGCUCGGCCUUCACGUCGGCCGCGCCCGAGAAGUCGGCCGUCGAGGCCUCCAAAAUGCUGCCCGCGGCGCCCUCGGCCGCCGCCGAGGACGCCACCGUCGACGUCGCCGCCGCGCCGCUGUGGCAGCGCUACGGCCGCGUCGCCCUCUUCGCCGGCGCAGCGGGCGCCGUCGCCGCCGGCGGCGCCGCCGCCUACCUCAAGCGCGCCGACCUCAGCAGCGGGUGGCAGUGGGUCGGCUCGCACCUCGAGUUCGUCGGCGCGCUCGCGCGCGGCGCGGAGCUCGAGGCGCGGCUCGCCGCCAUCGUCAAGCUGAACGAACAGCAGCACGUCGGCUUCGCCAACAUCUACACCGCGCUGGGCCGCGCGGCCGAGCCGGCGCCGGCGCCGGCGCCAGCGGCGGGCAGCUCGAGCUAUGCGAAGCAGAUCUCCGGGCCGAGUCGCACGUUCUGUAACCUGCCGAAGCGGGAUCUGGAGCUGGGGCGGUUUUUCGUGAAGAGCGUGAAUGAUAGGGCGCGGGACGAGGCCGGGGCGCAUAUGGGCAUGUUUGAGCCGCGGAAUAAUCCGGGGUAUUACGGGAUGAGUGAGCGGGCGAAGGAGUUGGUGAGUGGGUGGGUGCUGGGCGGGGGGUGGUAUGAGGAGGCGACGGGGGGGGGGCGGGGGGUGGCGUUGGAGGAGGAGGAGGAGGGGGUGGUUGUGGAUUUGGAGGAGGAUGGGGGGGAGGGGGGGGAUGGCGAGGGGUUUGUCGACUUGAAGGGGAGUGUGUGA
Molecule: messenger RNA, 1359 nt
Organism: Mytilinidion resinicola
Lineage: Eukaryota; Fungi; Ascomycota; Dothideomycetes; Mytilinidiales; Mytilinidiaceae
Exons: 3
Coding region: 43-1359 (438 amino acids)
Source: RefSeq, a predicted model, not a curated record